This is a messenger RNA of Labrus mixtus (cuckoo wrasse), 2405 nucleotides long. It is a transcript of the gene pmm1, whose product is annotated as phosphomannomutase 1. NCBI's taxonomy places the organism in Eukaryota, Metazoa, Chordata, Actinopteri, Labriformes, Labridae. The record is from RefSeq and is a predicted model, not a curated record. The transcript is spliced from 8 exons. Bases 665 to 1450 code for a protein of 261 amino acids. Gene Ontology annotation, cellular component: cytosol. Gene Ontology annotation, biological process: protein N-linked glycosylation; mannose metabolic process; GDP-mannose biosynthetic process. Gene Ontology annotation, molecular function: phosphomannomutase activity.
CUAUUCUUCUUCUUCCUCCUCCUCUUCCUCUUCUUCCUCCUCUUCCUCCUCCUUAUAAUCUUCAUAAAUAAAAACAGUCUGUCGCCCUCUAGUGGAGGUGUUGGCUCAGUGCAACAGGUGGAAACUGUUUUAUUAAAUGAACGGGCAUUGUGUUUGUCCUCUGACAGAAAGAGAUUUAUAACUUCUUUAUUCUUUACAUCCCAAACACCAACAACACUUCCUGUCACGUGUCAACUUCAUGAGAAUAAACUUCCUUCUGACGUCAUAGGCUUCUGAUGCACGUGAAUGAAACAUGAUUAUGAUGAAUAAAGCGUCACUGUCGUGUUGUUGUUGUUGUUGUUGUUGUUGUUGUUGUUGUUGUCCAUCAGCCAUGUUAAAGGUUAAUAUUGUGUUUACUGUUGACAAACGUGUGAAUCCAGUGACUCCGCCCAUGUAAAUGACGUCAGAGCGCAUACUUCGGCUGUGAUAGGCUGCCGGGUGAGUUACAACAUUGCAGAAGAAAGCCGACACUUCCAGCACGGCGCAGUGUUUGUGUGCGAGCUGAAGCCGAGCCGAGCCGAGCUGAACCGAGCCGUGCGGAGACAGAGCAGGGCUGCAGCUCUCAUUCAUCACGUGCAGUCAGACAGUGUACCUUUAAAGCAAAAGAGAAGAAGAAGAAGGAGGCAUGGAGAGGAGGGACGGCUUGUCCUCCGACAGAAACAUCUUAUGUCUGUUUGAUGUGGACGGGACUCUGACAGCUCCCCGAGAGAAAAUCGACCCACAGCUGGACGAGUUUUUCCAGACUCUGAGGAGGAAGGUGAAGAUCGGCAUCGUGGGGGGGUCGGACUACUCCAAGAUAGCAGAGCAGCUCGGGGAGGGGGACGACGUGAUACACAAGUUUGACUACGUGUUUGCAGAGAACGGGACCGUGCAGUACAAAGACGGGAAGCUGCUCUCAAAGCACGCGAUUCAGAACCAGAUCGGGGAGGAGCUUCUGCAGGAGCUCAUCAACUUCUGUCUCAGCUACAUGGGACUCAUCAAGCUGCCGAAGAAAAGGGGGACCUUCAUUGAGUUCAGGAACGGCAUGCUGAACAUCUCUCCCAUUGGUCGGAGCUGCACACGAGAGGAGCGAAUCGAAUUCUCUGAAAUCGACAAGAGGGAGAAGAUCCGGGAGAAGUUUGUUGCUGCUCUGAAGGAGGAGUUCUUUGGGAGAGGUUUACGCUUCACUCGAGGCGGUCUGAUCAGCUUCGACGUGUUCCCUGAAGGCUGGGAUAAGAGACUGUGUCUGGAGCUGCUGCAGAGCGAGGGCCUCCACAACAUCUACUUCUUUGGAAACGAGACGUCAGACGGUGGGAACGACUUUGAAAUAUUCAACGACCCCCGGACAAUCGGUUUCACAGUCUACUCUCCGACAGACACGGCGAGGCUAUGUCGGGAACUUUUCUUUGACGCCCCGCCCCACGAGUCCUGACCCGCCCACAUUUGCCUUAACCCACAAUCCCCCUUGGGCUCUGUGUCUCGGCUGAAGGACUGAAAGAGACUCGAGUCCAGAAUGUUUGUGAACUACUGACAGGUACCACUACUGAUCCUCGUUCUGAUUACUGUAAAUACUGAGCGCCUGAUUCCUCUGUUUGUAUCUAAAUACAAGUUUUAAUUUAAAGGGACAGUCACACAGGUGUCAUCUUAAAGGGACAGUCACACAGGUGUGUCAUCUUAAAGGGACAGUCACACAGGUGUCAUCUUAAAGGGACAGUCACACAGGUGUGUCAUCUUAAAGGGACAGUCACACAGGUGUGUCAUCUUAAAGGGACAGUCACACAGGUGUCAUCUUAAAGGGACAGUCACACAGGUGUGUUAUAAUGAAGGUGUGUGUGAGUAUGAACCUGCAGGGGUAGAAUGUGACAUAAUUUGAACUAAAGCGAGAUAAUCCAACCUGUUUUUGAAGACGUGACUCCACAUGAAGAGUGUGUGACGAUGUUUGCACUGAUGAUGGUGCUGUGAGCUGUAGCACAUGUUUUUAGAGAGACAGGUAACAUGGGGUCACCUGAUGGUUUGAACAGGAAGACGCUCCUGUUCUCCUCUGAGCUGAGGGUGACUGUGAAUCAUUCCAGAUGUUUUAUUGAAAGCUGAAUGACUCCAUGAGUUUCUGUGAACAUGAUUAUAAUUAUGUUAACUUUAAGAAUCAGCUGUGUGGUCUCCUGCAUGUUACAAACUGAGUGCCUCUAUCUUUCAGCUCAUUUGAUUCUUCUCCACUUUAACGGCUGCUCAGAACGACUUCUGGAAAUAACUUUUAACGUGACACUAACAGUCUGUGUCUUUGUGUCUCCUUGAUGCAUCUUUUCUGUAAAUAUGAGACAGACGAGCGUCAGAUCUGGAGCCGCCUGGCAACACUCCUCUGACUGUUAUUAAACUUUAUUGGACUCAUU